AUGGCCAAUGGCUCAAUUAUCCCGUCUCAAGGCCGAUGGGAAGGCCAUGUAACAAUUGGCGGUGUCGACGUUAUCGCACGAUUUGAAGUCUUCCCAAGCGGAGGCUCGUGGUCAGUCCUCAUCGGCAAGCCGCUACUUAUGGCCCUAGAAGCAAGACAUGAGUAUGCAAACGAUACCAUCGAACUCCCAUCAUCAAAAGGGACAAUCACACUGGAAAAUGAGAUCACAAGACUGGACGACGAAGCAUGGGAAAAAGCGUCAGAUACCCACCUGACGCUCGAUAUCAAACAGCGCGCAACGCUACGGGGGGAUGACAAACCCCCCGCAAGGCAAGUCGCACACGCUAUCAUACCUCUUGCACCAGAUACCAGUGACAAGCACCAGACCACCAAAACACAGCCCACCAACCACGCGUCACCAACUAUGCACAAACUUGCCCACCAGGACGAGACCGCGGACCUACCAGAGAUAAAACCACACGAAGAUCCCUCAAUCUACACACGACACACAAACGCAUGGAAAACAGAGCGCACCAAUGAACUCCUACGGCUCGUCAAGAUCGGCGAGGACCUCACUGCCAGCGAACAUACCAAAGUCGAGGCACUCAUCCUUGAAUUUGCAGAUUGCUUCGCGAUGUCCGUUAGCGAAGUCUUGCCAGUCCGCAGUGCCACACACCGGCUCAAUCUCCCCACUGGAACCAAAAUUCCAUGGAAAGUCCACCAGCAGCCACUGUUUGGUGACAAACAAGACUAUUUCUUCUCGCACAUUGAUCUUAUGCUGAAAAGUGGGAUCAUUGCUCCUAUAGCACCCGAAGACGUCAAGUUCUGCGGCAACACAGUCCUCGCACAAAAAACCCACACAACCAAAGGCCUCUCGCAAGAUGAACUCAAACACCGAGUCAACGACGAAUGCUCAGCCCACGGUUUCCCGCUCAAAUACGACCUCCCACCCCGUGACCCAAACCCCGUACCGACCGAACCACCCUCAAAACAAACAAAAUGGCGCAUCUGCCAAAGCUUCAAGGCACUCAAUGACAUCACAACGGUCCCACCAAUGCCGCAAGGCGACAUACGUGCAAAACAACAAGCGCUGGCAGGACAUCGGUGGGUCACUGUAUUCGAUUUUGCGUCCGGAUUUUACGCUUGCCCCAUAGCGGAGGAGGACCAACCCUACAUCUGCUUCUACGUAGCCGGGCGUGGUUACUACAAAUACCUCCGGAUGCCGUUUGGACUCACCGGCGCACCAUCCCGCUUUGCCAGCAUGACCGCAACCGCCCUAGGAGACCUCGUAGGAACCCUAUGUCAACUAUUCGUGGACGACGGAGGUGUCCCAGCAGACAACUUCGAUGAUGGCAUGGCCGAUCUCCGCACCCUCCUCCAACGAAUCCGCGACACAGGCCUUUCCCUCUCUGCCGCAAAAACAGAAUUCUUUAUGACCACCGCAAAAUUCGCAGGUGAAACAAUAGGCCCCAAUGGUGUAGGCACAGACCCAUCCAAGAUAUCCGCAAUCGUCAAUUGGGAAACACCCACCACAUUAAAAGGUCUGUCUGGAUUCGUUCAUUUGGGCAACUAUUACCGCUCGGUAUGCGCAGAUUACGGCCACAUUGCACGCCCCCUCACAGAUCUCAUUCGCAACGCCUCUAUCCCAACGGGGAAGGGCAAAUUUGCUUACCAGAGAGCACUCCACGACCAUUCACUUGAAGGCCUAUGGACGCCAGAACACCAGAAAGCGUUCAUCGACAUCAAAGCCGCACUCACCUCUGCACCCGUACUCCGAUCCCCUCUAUUUGAUGGCCGCACCUUCACCGUCACAACCGAUGGGUCAAAACAUGGAUUUGCCGGAAUCUUAUCUCAGCACCAUGAAACAACCCUCCCCAACGGAAAAACGUUCAGCCUCGACAAGUUCUCCGACACAAUAUGGGGCUCACCAAUCGAGAUCGAAACAGACUGUCAAGCACUCCGGGACUUCCUCCUCAGCGACAGCCUGAAUAUCCACCAUGCCCGAUGGCGCGACGGCGUCCUAGCCUACGAAAUCCGAACAGUACGCCACCGGCCAGGAGCUGGCAACCCUGCAGAUGGCCCAAGCCGCAUGUUCGACUCAGGCUUCCAGACAGAAGGCGACGGAGCAGACUGGUCGGUGGGACAGGACUGGGAGAAAUCAUCCGGUCUUGUCCACGACCUGUUCCUCACAACCGUCGACUCAGACGUACAACGCCUUCGGGAACGCUUCGCAAAAGAACCACUCUUCCGCGAAGUUAUUGAUGCAUUACAAAACAUAGACCACACAAGCAACGUGCAAACACGAAGACGCGCGCGCCACCGCGCACUAGGCUACAUGAUCAAAGACGGGAAACUCUGGCGAGUAGGAAACGGGCGCUCACCGCGUGCACGGCCAUGUGUUGAAUGUGUCCCCCGCUCAGAAGCAGUCACACGCGCAGCCGAAGUACACAGCCAACUGCACUUCGGCCGCGACCACAUCAAGCUACAACUACUUGACACCAUCUGCAGCCCGCAACUCGACCAGUCGAUCACAUCAGCAAUUGCAGAAUGCGCGCAAUGCAAAAACUUCGGAGGUAUGCACCUCCACUCUCUCCUAGAGCCCAUCACCCGCCGUCACCCCUUCGAGUUACUCGUUGCAGAUUACCUCUCCCUGCCGAAAGGCAUCAACGGAUUCCAUACAGUAGGCCUAUACCUCGACACAUACUCACAACGCAUCUGGGGAUUCAAAUACAAAACACACGGAACGGCAAAAACCACAGUAUCAGGACUCACGACAAUCACAACAGGCUGGACCAAACCCAAUACAUUCAUGACUGAUGGCGGCUCCCACUUCAAAAACAGCGAGGUCACAGCAUUCUGCAAAGAACGAGGCAUCAAACAUGAAGUCAUAGCAGCAUACUCCGCAUGGAUCAACGGCCUUGUCGAAGGCACAAACAAGAUACUACUAGGACGCCUCAAACGUUUGUGCAGCCCUGAACUAGGCGAAGACGAGUACACCGAUGUCAAACCCGAAGACAUACCAAAAUCCUGGCCAAGAUACUUCGAUCAAGUCAUCGAAUGGCUCAAUAAUCGCAUCCUCCCAGCCCUGCACCACACCCCCAACGAACUCGCACUAGGCUUGAUCAUCAACAGCCCCAAAACACCCUCGGACGCCACUGAAACCCCGCCAACUGUCGGCGAAAUAGAACGACAACUAGCCUACACGGAACAGCAGCGCCUAGACGGAUACGCGCUCACCGUCGGCCACGCACAAAAAAGAAAAGCGGCGUUCGACAGACGUGUAACCGCAACCGCUCCAGGUGAAGUUAUCUUUGCGCGACUCGAUCUUGUUCAGAUCUACAAAAACGCCCUAGAUUUCACAAUGUCCACAGCCAGCAAAUUACUUCCAAAAUGGUCCCCACCACGACGGGUCCGCAGCCGAAUCCUAAACUCCUACACCCUCGAAGACCUCAACGGCAACCUCCUUCCCGGGAAAUUCAGCUCACAACGACUCCGAAGAUUCACACCACGCAUUGGCACCAAACUGUCACUCGACCAGAUAACGUUACUACAGUACAAACAAGACCACCCUGAAGAAGAGAACACCGACGACCCCAUCCUACCUCACAAAACCACCGGAAACACAGAACUGGACGAAGACGACCCGGCCGACGAACCCCCAGACGAAGACGACCCGGACAGACAAGACGACCCCGACAGCGAAAGCGACAACGAACCGGAAGAAACAGAGAACGAGGACGAAACGCCACCCGACACCAGACAAACCCUGCGAUCGGGACGCAUUCUUCACGAGCAGACGACGAGGACGUUGCAUUUAGAAGGCGGGGGCACAUGGAGUAGUGGAACUCCAUACCAAGGGAGGAGAGUCCAGCGCGAAGGAGCACGUGCAUCAGAACGCGUCUGGCCCGCAACCCCCGCUUUCACCCCUUCUCCUCCCGCGCCUCCUGCUUCACCAGAGAUGGAUAAAGUGGCUGAGGAAUACGGUUAUCACAAACAGGCCUGGGAACGCAUGAUCGACAUGACCCUCUGGACUGGUUACCCCAAUCGCUCCAUCCCCACCUACGAUGUCAACAACCUGCGCGAGCCACCACCGACAACCGGUCCACGCCAUAAACGCCAAAGACUUGUGUAA
Molecule: messenger RNA, 4131 nt
Organism: Heterobasidion irregulare TC 32-1
Lineage: Eukaryota; Fungi; Basidiomycota; Agaricomycetes; Russulales; Bondarzewiaceae
Exons: 4
Coding region: 1-4131 (1376 amino acids)
Biological process (GO): DNA integration
Molecular function (GO): nucleic acid binding
Source: RefSeq, a predicted model, not a curated record